AGAAUGAAGAGUCUACAGCUGAUUCGCUCUCAGAGGAAACUCCACAGCCAAUAGGGGAUAAGUCGGUCAAGAAUGGAAUCGUAAACACUGCCUUUAACAUGAUGGAUGAAGAGAGGGAUGGACAAAAUGUGGGGGAACGUCCUGUUAAGACAGAGAAUCAGUUGGUUAAACAGGAAGCUGCUCAAGAGGGAUCAGUCACGUGGAGGACGUACAAACAGUACUGCAACGCUGCAGGAGGCUUCUUCACGCUGUCGUUGGUGUUUCUGGGGUUCAUGCUGCUUGUGGGGACGACAGCCUUCAGCGACUGGUGGCUCAGCUACUGGCUACACCAGGGAUCAGGGAAUACCACAGCGGGACACCUCAUGGGUAGCAGUGGUGGUGGCGGUAACGUGACGGCUGGCAGCAUCACAGACAACCCUGCCCUUGACUACUACCAGCGUGUGUACGGCCUCACCAUACUGCCCAUGCUGAUAUUCAGCGUCCUCAAGGCACACUCCUACACACGGGUCACGCUGCGCGGCUCCUCCAAGCUACACAAUGCCAUGUUUGACAAGAUCUUGUUCAGUCCGAUGAGCUUCUUCGACACCACCCCCACCGGCCGUCUGGUGAACCGCUUCUCUAAGGACCAGGAGGAGCUGGACGGGGGGCUGCCCCUCAGUAUGGAGGUCUUCCUCCAGUGUGGUCUGGUCGUCACCUCCAUCCUCAUCACCAUCGUAGCCGUCUUCCCAAUCAUGCUCCUUGUCGUUGCCCUCCUAGGCCUCGUGCUCACACUCUUUCUCUAUAUUUUCCAGAGGGGCAUCCGUGUGCUGAAGCGGGAGGAGAAUGUGAGCCGCUCACCCUGGAUCUCUUUGACCACCUCUGUCAUACAAGGCCUCAGCACCAUACAUGCCUACGACAAGAGGGACCAGUACAUACACAUGUUCAGGGACAUGACAGACACCAACUCCAACCUCUACCUGUUGUGGAACUCCAGUACGCGGCUGCUGUGCAACUUAGUGGGCUUGCAGUCGGCCCUCAACAUCUUCAUAGUGGCGCUGUUCACCAUGCUCACGCCCAACGACACCGUUAACUCCUCCAUGAAAGGUUUAGCCCUCGCUUACACUAUUCAGCUAACCAAGGCGUUGGCGUAUUCGAUACAGCAAUUUACGGAGGUGGAAGCCAAAUUCACAUCUGCAGAGAGACUGCUGGAGUACAUCACGGGGUGUGUGCCGGAGGCUGCGAGGCGUGUGAAGGGGGUGUGUCUUCCAGAGGGUUGGCCUCAGCAGGGACAAAUCAACUUCUGUGACUACAGCAUGCGUUACCGUGACGACACGCCCAUCAUCCUCAAACAGAUGAAUCUGUCAAUCAGGGCCAGAGAGAAGCUCGGCAUCGUGGGACGCACCGGAUCUGGCAAGUCGUCUCUUGGCGUGGCCCUGUUCCGGCUGUGUGAGCCUGCAGGGGGCGCUGUGGUGAUUGAUGGUGUGGACUGCAGCAGCGUCGGCCUCCAGCAGCUCAGGAGCCAGCUGUCAAUCAUCCCUCAGGACCCCACGCUCUUCACUGGCACUGUCAGGUAUAAUCUGGACCCCUUUGACAAGCACAGCGAUGAGCAGAUCUGGUUGGCUCUGGAGAACACCUACAUGAAGCAAUCGAUCGCCAGACUGCCAGAGCGGUUGCAGGCUCCAGUGGUGGAGAAUGGAGAGAACUUUUCAGUGGGGGAGAGACAACUCCUGUGCAUGGCCAGAGCGCUGUUGAGGAACUCAAGGAUCAUCUUGUUGGAUGAAGCGACGGCCUCCAUCGACUCGGAAACAGACUCUCUGGUGCAGCAGACGAUAAGAGAGGCCUUCAGAGACUGCACCGUGCUCACCAUAGCUCACCGCCUCAACACCGUGCUACACAGCGACCGCAUACUGGUCAUGGACAACGGACAGGUUGCAGAGCUGGAUUCUCCAGAAGUUCUGAUGCAGCGGCCCGGCUCCCUCUUCUCCUCCCUGCUGUCGGCUGCCAACCAGGUCGAGACGUGAUGAUGGAAACACACGCACAUACACAUGCACACACACAUGCGCACGCACACAUACACACAUACACAUUUACUGUAAAUUCAUCUGUAAAUCUGUAGAUCUUUAAAUCUGUCAGAUUUAUUUACCACACACACAUUUACUGUAAAUUCAUCUGUAAAUCUGUAGAUCUUUAAAUCUGUCAGAUUUAUUUACCAUGAACUAAGGGAUACUUUGAGCGAAGGAGCUACUGUGACUGUGAUUAUUGAAGAGUCUGUUGUAAUUUUAUAUUUUUUAAAAGCACCACAAUUAUGAAUUAGUCUAUUCGUAGCAUUUUUAAUAUUGAAGGGAAAAAUCAUCUGCUUGUUUUUUAUGCGUAUAUCUAAUAAAGAUAUAUUUUUAAA
Molecule: messenger RNA, 2377 nt
Organism: Engraulis encrasicolus (European anchovy)
Lineage: Eukaryota; Metazoa; Chordata; Actinopteri; Clupeiformes; Engraulidae
Product: ATP-binding cassette sub-family C member 12-like
Exons: 15
Coding region: 99-2000 (633 amino acids)
Biological process (GO): transmembrane transport
Cellular component (GO): membrane
Molecular function (GO): ATP binding; ABC-type transporter activity; ATP hydrolysis activity
Source: RefSeq, a predicted model, not a curated record